Ananas comosus (pineapple) is the source of this 1490-nucleotide messenger RNA. Its product is annotated as chitin elicitor-binding protein-like. The record is from RefSeq and is a predicted model, not a curated record. Bases 189 to 1259 code for a protein of 356 amino acids. The transcript has 4 exons. Lineage: Eukaryota; Viridiplantae; Streptophyta; Magnoliopsida; Poales; Bromeliaceae.
CACCACAUUCCACAUUCUCUUCUCUCUCUCUCUCUCUCUCUCUCUCUCUCUCUCCCCUCCACGGCUCCACCCCCUUAAUAAUGAAUUUAGAAGAAGAGAUAGGUUUAGGGUCGUAGUAGCAGCAGUAGCAGUAGAAGAUACAUACCAUUACGAAGAGCUAGCGAACGCGGAGGAGGAGGAGGAGGAAGAUGAGCUCGGGGCCGCGCAUCGUCGUCGCCCUCGUCGCCGUCGUCGUCGCGGCGCUCGCGGUGGCGGCGCCGGCGUCGGCGGCGAACUUCACGUGCAACCACACGGCGGUGGCCGAGUGCGGGGGAGUGAUCGGCUACGUCGCGGCGAACGCCACCACGUACGGCGCCGUGCGGUCGCUGUUCCAGGUCUCGACCCUCGCGGCGCUCCUCGGCGCCAACGACCUCCCCCCUUCCACCCCGGCCGCGGCGCCGGUCGCCGCGGGCGGCGUCGUGCGCGUGCCCUUCCCCUGCGCGUGCUCCAACGGGACGGGGCGAUCGAACCGGACCCCGACCUACACGUCGAAGAACGGCGACACCCUCGACGCGAUCGCGCGGAACGUGUUCGGCGGGUUCGUGACCUACGAGGAGAUCGCGGAUGCGAACCAGAUACCGAACCCUAAUGUGAUCAGUGUGGGGGAUAAGCUGUGGAUCCCGCUCCCCUGUAGCUGCGACCCGGUCGGGGGUGAGGCGGUGGUGCAUCUCGGGUACUCGGUGCCCCACGGGAGCACCGUGGAGGGGAUCGCCGAGGAGUUUGGGGUCGACAAUGCGACGCUGAUGGAGAUCAACGGGAUCGCCGAUCCCUCCAAGCUACAGGCCGAGCAGAUCCUCGACGUGCCCCUUCGAGCUUGUUCGUCGUCCAUUAGAAGCAAUUCACUGGACAGCAACCUACGCCUCGCCAACGGAAGUUACGUCCUUACUGCUAACGGCUGCAUCUUCUGCAGCUGCAGCUCGAGUUCGUACCAGUUAAACUGCUCGAUAGCACAAAACAAGAGCUCCUCGGAAUGCGACGUGCCAAAGUGUCCUGGAAAUUUAUUCCUCGGUAGUACAUCCUCUUCCGGUUGCAACGUCACGACGUGCGCCUACAACGGCUACACGAAUGCCACUGGACUCAACAUUAGCGUCAACCCCGUCACCAACCAAACGAAGUGUUCAAGCAAUGCAGGAUCUCUGGAACGGGGAUUGCGUGGUUCGAUUUGGAGGGCGUUUCUCACUUCGAUUCACAUUGCUUUGAUUGGGAUUUGCUUUGUUUGACAUGAGAGGUGUACCAUAGCAUUUUGUAGUUCUCCGUUUGGUAGGUUUCUGAUUUAUUUGGUUGAGAAUAAGCUUUUGUGGGUAUGGAUGCCUUGCAAAAGCAGAAAAUCUGAGUGUUUUUUUUUUUUUUUUUUUUAUAUAUCGGUAUUAAGCGAAUAUAGUCUUGUAAGAUUAGUAGAGUACCUUACUGCUAGAGAAAUUAAAUUGAAGAGCUUCUGUUUUCGGGUCCUA